AUGACUUCGAAAGAGGAAAGCAAGGCGUCCUCGGGCGAGGAGCGGCGGCGGAGCCCCCUGGACCACCUGCCGCCCCCGGCCAACUCCAACAAGCCUCUGACCCCCUUCAGCAUCGAGGACAUUCUCAACAAGCCGUCGGUGCGGAGGAGUUACACGCUCUGCGGGGCGGCGCACCUCCUCUCCGCCGCCGACAAGCAUUCCCCGGCCGGCCUGCCCCUCGCCAGCCGGGCGCUGCUGUCGCAGACCUCGCCUCUUUGCGCUCUGGAGGAGCUGGCCAGCAAGACGUUCAAGGGCCUGGAGGUCAGCGUGCUGCAGGCGGCCGAAGGCCGAGAUGGGAUGACCAUCUUCGGGCAGCGCCAGACGCCCAAGAAACGGCGGAAGUCGCGCACGGCCUUCACCAACCACCAGAUCUACGAGCUGGAGAAGCGCUUCCUCUACCAGAAAUACCUGUCCCCCGCCGACCGCGACCAGAUCGCGCAACAGCUCGGGCUCACCAACGCGCAGGUCAUCACCUGGUUCCAGAACCGGCGCGCCAAGCUCAAGCGCGACCUGGAGGAGAUGAAGGCCGACGUGGAGUCCGCCAAGAAACUGGGCCCCAGCCCCCAGGUGGACAUCGUGGCACUGGCCGAGCUGGAGCAGAACUCGGAACCGGGCAGCGGCGGUGGCCGGGCCAAGUCUCGGCCCAGCUCGCCCGCGCUACCGCCCGGCGCGCCCCCGGGCCCCGGGCACCUCCAGCUCUCGCCCGCCUCCCCCCUCACGGACCAGCCGGGCAGUAGCCAGGACUGCUCGGAGGACGAGGAAGACGUGGAGAUCGAUGUGGACGACUGA
Molecule: messenger RNA, 828 nt
Organism: Tachyglossus aculeatus (Australian echidna)
Lineage: Eukaryota; Metazoa; Chordata; Mammalia; Monotremata; Tachyglossidae
Gene: LBX1
Product: ladybird homeobox 1
Exons: 2
Coding region: 1-828 (275 amino acids)
Biological process (GO): regulation of DNA-templated transcription
Molecular function (GO): DNA binding; DNA-binding transcription factor activity, RNA polymerase II-specific
Source: RefSeq, a predicted model, not a curated record